UGUCCACCGGCUUCAAUGAUUAUGAUUUCUCACUGCCUGUAGCUGACGCAUGCAAUGAUGCCAAUCACAAAUCAAAACAGCCAAAGCCAAGUGAGAAUUAUUAACCAUCAAUAAUUUUUUGUGCUUUUCAUGUGAACCCUGACGGGUAGAAAAACAAAACCCAGAAAAAUAAACCAAAUUUCAUCUCCUAAGUCAUCUUCUGAGCCAAACUCAAACCAGAAAAAAAGAAGAAGCCAUUUUUGAGUUUCUGGGUUCAAAGCAAAUCAUCAAACAUGGCUGAGGAGAGCAGAGAGGCGCUGCUGAAGAAGGUUUACUAUGAGAAUUGCCCUGGCUGUAAGGUUGAACAGCGUAAAGAGUUGCAAAGAGGGUUGCCCAUUAAAAUGAUUGUCGCUGUAUGGCUUGUUGUUCUUUCAGCUGCGCUGCCGAUAUCGUCUCUCUUUCCAUUUCUUUACUUUAUGAUCAGGGAUUUGCAUAUUGCUAAAAGAGAGGAAGACAUUGGCUACUAUGCGGGUUAUGUAGGGGCUUCAUUUAUGAUUGGCAGAGUUUUGACAUCAAUUUUUUGGGGAGUGGUGGCUGAUCGCUACGGUCGUAAACCUGUCAUAAUAAUAGGGAUUGCUGCAGUGGUUAUUUUCAACACUCUAUUUGGACUCAGUGUAAAUUUUUGGAUGGCCAUUUCUACACGCUUUCUUCUUGGAUGUUUGAAUGGUUUACUUGGACCAAUAAAGGCAUACGCAAGUGAAGCCUUUCGAGAAGAACACCAAGCUUUAGGCAUGUCAACAGUUAGUGUGGCCUGGGGUAUCGGAUUGAUCAUUGGCCCAGCUUUGGGAGGCUUCUUGGCCCAGCCAGCAGACAAGUAUCCAAAUAUAUUUUCCCAAAACUCCAUAUUUGGGAGGUUUCCGUACUUCUUGCCUUGCCUAUGUAUAUCAGUUUUUGCAUUUGGAGUAUGCAUUGCUUCUUUCUGGCUUCCGGAAACUUUACACAAGCACAAUGGAAAUACUAGAUUGCAAGAUGAUUCUUUUGAAGCUCUAGAAACUGCAUCCUAUGGGUCUUUUGCAAAUGAAGGAAAACAAAAAACUGAAGAACAGAUACCAAAAGAAAACCUCUUCAAGAAUUGGCCCUUAAUGUCAGCAAUCAUUGUUUAUUGUGUAUACUCACUUCAUGACAUGGCUUAUACAGAGAUAUUUUCAUUAUGGGCUGUGAGUCCUCGAAAGCUUGGGGGUUUGAGCUUGUCAACUGAGAAUGUUGGUGAAGUUCUUGCAAUUUCAGGUUUUGGUCUUUUUGUGUUCCAAAUCACCCUAUACCCGUUUGUGGAAAGGAUUCUUGGUCCUGUAAUGAUUGCUCGCAUUGGAGGGAUUAUCACAAUACCUCUGCUGUCAAGUUACCCGUUUAUAGCAAUGUUAUCUGGGUUCUCCCUCUACCUGAUGUUAAAUAUUGCAUCUGUGCUGAAGAAUGUCUUAUCUGUAAGUUCAGACAUGACUUUAUAUCUCAUUUCAACUUACACACUUGCAUGCAUCCUUGCGUUACAAAGACUCGGUGAACUACUAGUCUACCAUCAUCUUGAUACAGAAUCUCAUUAAAAAGCAAAACCAAACUACAACUUUGUCAUCUUAACUGAAGAAAGUAAAAAAUAACUAUAUCUACUCUACAGAAGCUCACCGAUUUAGUAAAAUAGGGGACCGAUAUGAAUUGUCCUGAUUGUAUUGCUAGUGGUGACCGUGUUCUCAUCUUGACAAUUGACUGAAUUAUUUCUACAAUUUUAAAAACAAGAUAUGCCACUUGCUUUAAGUAGACAUAGGCAUGGCUAUUUCAAAUAUCGCUUCUAAGAAACCAUGUUAUUUGAGAGUCAAUGACAAUGGCCAACUGCGGGUCUCCAAGGCUGAACAACCACAUAAGCGAAAAUGAUUUUCGUGCA
This is a messenger RNA of Prunus dulcis (almond), 1912 nucleotides long. RefSeq names its product protein ZINC INDUCED FACILITATOR 1-like. Gene Ontology annotation, molecular function: solute:potassium antiporter activity. Gene Ontology annotation, cellular component: plant-type vacuole membrane; plasma membrane. The transcript has 13 exons. Bases 273 to 1577 code for a protein of 434 amino acids. Gene Ontology annotation, biological process: transmembrane transport; regulation of stomatal closure. Lineage: Eukaryota; Viridiplantae; Streptophyta; Magnoliopsida; Rosales; Rosaceae. The record is from RefSeq and is a predicted model, not a curated record.